Sclerotinia borealis F-4128 is the source of this 1776-nucleotide messenger RNA. The record is from the annotation of a GenBank genome assembly. NCBI's taxonomy places the organism in Eukaryota, Fungi, Ascomycota, Leotiomycetes, Helotiales, Sclerotiniaceae.
AUGGCGCUAAAUGCCAUGGCUCAAAUCUACUGCAUUUUGUUCCUUAUUUUUGGUCUAUUAUCAACGGGAGCAAUCGCAUCCUCAGACUACCAUGAGCAACUUCAUCUAAGACCCCUUCAUCCUUCAUCUUUACUUGCUUCCUUUAACUUUCAAGGCAACACCAGCCUCGAAUCAUUUGAAAAGCAGAAUUUCCGCUAUUUCCCAAGGUCACUAGGGCAAAUCCUUCAGUAUUCAAACACAAGAGAAUUACAUUUGAGAUUUAGUCUCGGUAGAUGGGAUGCUGAAAAUUGGGGGGCAAGGCCAUGGGGUGGUACAAGGGAAGGCGGCACAGGUGUGGAACUUUGGGCUUGGGUUGAAGCUGGCACAGAUGAAGAGGCUGAUGGUCGCUGGUUGACUUUAACCAAUGCACUGUCUGGCCUCUUCUGCGCCUCCCUCAACUUUAUCGAUUCCACGAGGACAACGAGACCAGUAUUAUCAUUUCAGCCCGUCGGCGACCACUCAGACUCUACACUGUCAAACCUACACUUGCUCCAUGGAACUUUGCCACGAGAAGUUGUCUGUACAGAAAAUUUGACACCAUUCUUGAAACUCUUGCCUUGUAAAGGAAAAGCCGGUAUUUCAAGCUUACUAGAUGGACACAAAUUAUUCGAUGCAUCGUGGCAGAGCAUGUCAAUCGAUGUACAACCUAUAUGUCCAAAUGAUUCAAAUGAUUCGAAUGCCUGCCAGCUUCAGAUUACGCAAACCAUUGAUAUGGUCUUAGAUAUCCAAAGAUCCAGACGCCCGAGAGAUAAUCCAAUCCCACGACCUGUGCCAUUCGAAGAUUUAAAAUGUGAUACCUCCAAACCAUAUAAUGCUGAAGACACAUGUUUCCCUCGCGACAAUGCUGCAGAAGAGGAGGAUUGGAGUUUAUCGCAAAUCUUCGGUCAUUCAUUGAAAGGAUCUUGUGCGCUAGCUGAUGAUAUUGAAGACUCAGUAUGCAUCAAUGUUCCUCACGCCCGUAAUGUGUUCAUUUCCGGUGGAGCGGUUGAACACAAAGAUUCUUCUGGAUACAAUCGAUGUUUCCGAUUACAACAAGACAGUGACUUCGAGAUGGUAUUGCCGCGACAAGAUAUUCACGAGAAGACGCCGUUGGAACAGCCCCUUCUCUAUGCAGAACGCUCAUUCAUUGGAUAUGGGCAGGAACGGGGUGGUGUGCAAGCCAUUCUGACCAACCCUUCGCCAACAGAUGCAGUUGAUUUCGUAUACAUGGAAUCUCUCCCUUGGUUCAUGAAAGUGUAUCUUCACACUUUGAAGGCCAAGACCAAUGGUCUAGAUGAAGAUGUCAUACAAGAAAUGUUUUAUCGUCCAGCUCUGGAUCGCAAGAGGGGGACCCAGUUGGAGGUGCGCAUGCGUGUUCUGGCAAAUUCUACAGUUAUCUUGACAUAUGACUUCGAAAAGGCUAUUCUUCGGUAUACAGAGUACCCUCCCGACGCGAACCGUGGAUUUGAUGUUGCCCCGGCCAUUAUUACGAUUGGAAAUGUUAGCAUCCGAACUACGAGUCUUUUACUUCCACUUCCAACACCGGAUUUCAGCAUGCCUUACAAUGUCAUAAUUCUUACUAGUACAGUAAUGGCCUUAGCAUUUGGUAGUAUUUUCAAUCUUCUAGUCAGGAGAUUUGUUGCUGCGGAUGAGGCUGAACAAUGGGAUAUCAAAGCUGUCAGACUACGAAUUUUAGUGAUUGUCCAAAGGAUACUGGCUCGAAUAGCGGGAAAAGCGAAGUUUGGCAAGGAAGAAUAG